This is a messenger RNA of Exophiala viscosa, 4035 nucleotides long. RefSeq lists its product as uncharacterized. Gene Ontology annotation, biological process: arachidonate metabolic process. Lineage: Eukaryota; Fungi; Ascomycota; Eurotiomycetes; Chaetothyriales; Herpotrichiellaceae. Gene Ontology annotation, cellular component: kinesin complex; membrane. The transcript has 5 exons. The record is from RefSeq and is a predicted model, not a curated record. Bases 440 to 3727 code for a protein of 1095 amino acids. Gene Ontology annotation, molecular function: ADP binding; protein binding.
CGCCAUACAAGCGAUGCCCUUUUACUGGUGGUGUCGUUCAGCCUCAAGUAAGGCUUAAGGCGUAGACGCUGAUCAGAAGGUAGUGGAGGCUCGAGGUUGGCUGGUAUUUCUAUGGUCUCCUCACUGCGAUAUGUGGUACAUAGACAGCAUGAGUGGCAUUGAUACGAUUGAUGCGUUGGAUAGGCGCCUGUGGCGUGCCUCAUCCCCUGUUCACCCAAUUGAAGCGGCAAUUCGGCGACGAAUCCAAGUCGAGCUGGGCUGUGACGGUCACACUGCAGCCUCAGCUGGAAUGGACCAUUCAGCCUGGUUGACCGCAGCUGCCUUCCGUGAAGCGGUCUGCUGCCUGAUGGGCGACGUUCGCUCGCAAGAAGAUUCUUUCUCCUCUGUUCAGCCACUUCAUGACAGAGGUGUUGCUGUGAAGAGGGUCUCUUGAUCGACCAUGCCAGGCAAAGAGUUACGCCUACUCGCGCUUGAUGGCGGCGGCGUUCGUGGCCUGUCGUCGCUGAUGAUCCUUGAACAACUCAUGCAAGUCAUCGAUCCCGAACACCCACCCAAGCCAUGCGAAUACUUCGACAUGAUCGGGGGCACCAGAACCGGCGGAUUGAUCGCUAUCAUGCUGGGCCGGCUGGAAAUGACGAUCGACGAAUGCAUUGAAGCAUAUACCUCCCUCGCGGACAAGGUCUUCCAGAAGAAAGCGCCUCGUAUGAAGAUCACAGGCAAGAUCCGAGGCCAAUUCGACUCAAAGAAGUUAGAAGACGCGAUUCGAGAAGUGGUGGAAAAGUGGACCACUCAGAAAGACACGUUGUUGAAAAGCGAGGCGGAUACGGCGUGCAAAGUCUUUGUAUGCGCUUUCAGCAAGCACACUGGCACACCGAUGUGCUUGACAAGCUACAUGCCUCCCCGUGGCAAUACCGACCUCUUCAAACAGACCAAGAUCUGGGAAGCUUGUCGUGCAACUUCUGCAGCGACCUCAUUCUUCGAACCAAUCUCCAUCGGACGUUACAGUGAACAGUUUGUGGAUGGCGGCACAGCAGUCAACAAUCCCGUUGGGGAACUAUGGAAUCAAGCGCAGGCCGUAUACGGUCCCGAACCGCUAGACGAUAACCUUGACUGUCUGGUCUCGAUAGGGACCGGCGUUCCAUCAUUGACUCCUGUACGCGACGAUGUUUUCCAUAUCUACGAGAGUCUGGUGGCGAUAGCCACGGAGACCGAACUUACAGCCGAGACGUUUCGACAAAGUAAAGCACACCUAGACGAACAGGGCCGGUACUACCGUUUCAAUGUGUCAAGAGGACUGGAAACAAUUGGUCUGGAAGAGUCGACGAAGAAGGCUGAAAUUGCGGCUGCCACGCGGCUGUAUUGUGGAUCGCAAGAGGUGUCUAGGCAAAUGAAGGCGUGUGCGGACCGGGCGUCCAUGAAGCAACUCACUUCAAAAUACCAUAUCCCAUUCAGCCUCCGAGGCGUCCCCGUGAUCGAGAAAUUUGCAGAUCGUCCCCUCGACGUGGCUGAACUAAGGCAAACCCUCCUUCCCGGACGAAGAUCUAGUGGACGUCAACGUCGGAUCUGUGUGUUGAGUGGAAUGGGCGGCAUGGGCAAGACGCAAUUGGCGGCUCAAUUUGCACGGCGGCAUCACCAGCAUUAUAGCGCUGUCUUCUGGCUAGAUGGCACCUCAGAAGACAGCUUGAAACAGUCCAUUGGCUAUAGUGCCAGCCGCGUUGCGCAGGGCCAGAUUCCGGAAGUCAGUAGGACGUUCCUCAACGGUCAGGGCGGGGACCUUGAUCUCAUUGUCGAACACUUUCGCCACCUGCUGAGCCGGCCUGACAACAAUUCCUGGCUGGUGGUGUUGGAUAAUGUCGAUCGAGAGUACUACGCACAGAACCCUCAACCAGGCUCCUUCAAUGUCGAGAAUUAUCUUCCCGACGCUGAUCAUGGCGCGAUAUUGAUAACGACUCGACUUAGCAACCUGAAGCCGUAUGCCACAGUCUCGAAGAAGCUUCAGAAAGUGGAUGACAACCUUGCUAUGGCAAUCUUCUGUCAGACGUAUACGCGGAAGUUUGACAAAGACCAGGCCAGACCAUUACUGGAGCGUUUGGAUGGCCUCCCUUUGGCAUUGACUCAAGUCGCGGCGUACAUGCAGCAGACUGGGAUCAGCUUUGCCCGAUACAUCGAUCUCUAUGACCGUCGCUGGAAAGAUCUUAUGCAAUCGCACGAGACAUGCAAUGGAUCCCAGCUGAAAAGUAUCUGGACGACGUGGGUGAGAUCACUCGAGGCUAUCCGUGCGGAAAAUCAAGCGGCGGCCGACCUACUCCUGCUCUGGGCGUUCCUUGACAACCGUGACUUGUGGUAUGGGCUUUUCGAGAGAAGCAGGGAAAUAUGGACCAAUCAUACCUACGUCAACGCGAACCUCCAAGAGGUAUGCAGCGACGAGAUGAAGUUCAUCGACGCGAUCCAGCUCCUACUCAAAUACUCCCUGAUCGAAAGGCUGGAAGAUGAUAGUGGAUGUAUCGUUCAUCCCGUUCUGCACCAGUGGGCGCGGCAUGUCCAGAACGAGGAGCAACGAAUUGCCUUCGCCCGACUUGCGGUGAUCACGGUCGGCUUUGCGUUACCGCAUUACGGCUUUGCGGUACAGCAUUACUUCAUGGGAAAUUUAUGGACCGUAGAACGGCGUCUCAUGGGCCAUGCUGACUGUUGCUUUCGAUGGGUCGUUGAUGAUGCGAUCAAGCUCUCGAGAUCACAGGAACAGGACCGCGAUGAUAGACCCGGAUAUGUUGGCCCUUUAGCUGUCAUUCUUCGUUGUGUGAGCUUCCUUGGCGAUCUUUUCGUAGCUCAAACCAGAUUGGGCAAGGGAAGCGAGAUGUAUGAGCUGGCUCUCCGGGGCUAUAAGGAGACAAUGGAUCCUGAGCAUGAGUGGAUGCUCACCCUGGUCAACAAAAUGGGCCUUCUCUACUCCGACCAAGGAAAGCUAGAUAAGGCGGAGCAGAUGUACGAUCGAGCCUUACGAGGAAAGGAGAAGACCCUAGGACCGGGGCACCCCUUUACACUCGAUACAGUUAAUAGUCUAGGUGCUCUCUACGUCAAGCAAGGAAAGCUGGAUAAGGCGGAGGAGAUGUACGAGCGUGCCUUACAAGGCAAGGGAAAGGCACUAGGACCGGGGCACCCGUCUACACUAGAGACGGUCAACAAUCUAGGCAUUCUGUACAACCAUCAAGGGAAGCUGGACAAGGCGGAGGUGAUGUACGAGCGUGCCUUACAAGGCAAGGGAAAGGCACUAGGACCGGGGCACCCGUCUACACUAGAGACGGUCAACAAUCUAGGCAUUCUGUACAACCAUCAAGGGAAGCUGGACAAGGCGGAGGAGAUGUACGAGCGUGCCCUACAAGGCUUCGAGAACGCAGUGGGAGCAGAGUCUAUCCUUACCUAUGUCCCUGCACUCAAUACGUGCAAGUACCUCGGUUCGUUGCUUCUUGACCUGGGCAGACGGCAAGAAGCUAUCCAGAUGUUUCAUCGGGCGUUGACCGGAUAUCAGGAGGUAUAUGGUCCAUCUCACGAACAAUGUCAGAAGCUGGCUCGAUGGAUCGAUGAGAGGAAAUAUCUACAAGUCCAAGAAACCAAUGAGACGAGCAGCGAGACCAGCAGCGAGACCGAUGUGCCUGAUGAGGUGAUCAUUCAUGGAAAAAGAGAGCGUACAUCGAAGUUCCGCCAAUUCUUCCGUCCUUCUCGCAGGUAACGACCCAACUCAAUAGCGUUCGUGAUUGUUAUUAUGGUCAGUGGUUCAAGGAAUAAUGGCUUUCCAGCGCAGUAUUGGUGUCGACAGGAAGCACGCUUUUCCCUAUGACUGGUGUUUGGCGUUGUGGAAACAAUUCAGCAAGUUUACCCAGUCCGCGUGCUGAGGCUAUGCCAUUCCUGCGACUGCAACGGCGACUCGGCGGCAAAAGCGCGAGGGGACCGAAUGGUUUUGGCCACACUGACAGCUUUGCCAGCUGAGAACGAGAAGAUACAACAAGGCUUACGCGAGGAGGGAUUGCAACAUGGAAG